AUGCGGGGCCAGCGGCUGCGGAUUUUGAAUUGCAACCAGCACACCGAGACGUCGGAUUUCUUGGGGGGCUUCCGGCCGUCGCGGCACAGGGAGAGGGACGCGGCGGCGUUCGCGGCGGCCGCCGCGCGCGCGGCGGGCGCCUGCGGCGCGCUGUGCGGCGCGCUCGGAGGGGACGAGGCGGCGGCGGCCGCGGCGGCGGCGGCGGCAGCAGCGGCGGCGGGCGGGGAGGGCGGCGGCAGCGCAUGCUCGCCAGCGGAGGUCGCCGGCGCUGCCGCUGCGAUGCACGCCGCAUGCGUGGCGCCGCUCAAGGCGGCCGCCGCCGCCGUCGCAGCCGCUGCUGGCAACAGCAUCGGGGACGGCCCUGACGCGACUGGGGCCGUGGCGGCCGCGGCAGCGGCGCUGCGCAGUGCCCUGGCGGAAAUGGAUGCGGCGGCGGCCGCGGCGCGGGCGCCGUUUGCGUGGGCGGACGGGCCGCUGGUUCUGGCCAUGAGGCAGGGGGACAUGCUAUUGGUGGAUGAGGUCAAUUUGGCGGAGGACGCCGUGCUGGAGCGGCUGAACAGCGUCCUCGAGCCGGGCCGCACCUUGACGCUCGCUGAGCGCGGCGGCGAGGGCGCGGAGGUCGUGGUGGGCGCGCCCGGCUUCCUGGUGCUGGCCACCAUGAACCCGGGCGGCGACUUUGGCAAGAAGGAGCUGAGCCCCGCGCUGAGCAACAGGUUCACGCAGGUGUGGGUGCCCGCGAUUACGGACACCACAGAGCUGCGGGCAAUUCUUGAGUCGAGGUGA
This is a messenger RNA of Monoraphidium neglectum, 783 nucleotides long. Its product is annotated as Midasin. Gene Ontology annotation, biological process: ribosomal large subunit assembly; rRNA processing. Gene Ontology annotation, molecular function: ATP binding; ATP hydrolysis activity. Gene Ontology annotation, cellular component: preribosome, large subunit precursor. NCBI's taxonomy places the organism in Eukaryota, Viridiplantae, Chlorophyta, Chlorophyceae, Sphaeropleales, Selenastraceae. The record is from RefSeq and is a predicted model, not a curated record. The transcript is spliced from 3 exons. Bases 1 to 783 code for a protein of 260 amino acids.